AUGCAACAAAUUUUCCUUCGAGCGGUCAAUGUUCAGGUCUACCUGGGCGAUGAUUCACUUGCAACUAACGACCUAAUUUCAGCAAUCAAAGAUGGGACGUUGCUGAACGUGAAGGAUCGGGCUUAUGACGAUCCUAAAUAUCAGAAAUACUACCUUAAGUUUAAGGCAUUUGGAGAACUGGAAUACUGGGGUCGGACAUGGAUCAUUCAGGAGAUCGCCCUAGCCCGCAAUGUGCGCUUUAUCUCUGGAUUAACACGCUUGACACGCUUCACAAUGGAGGAUGUCAAGGUACUGUGUGGGAAAGCCGAGCGCGCUGAGUGGCGAGGUCGCAGUUACGACAGACUCAAGCUUAUAAGCGAUGCUUUCGAUCUACUAUCUUUGGCCACCACUGAAAGCGUGGAGGAGCACGCCAAGCGACUGACGAAGCUACUGCAAAUGAGCCGAAAAUCACGAUGCUCAGAUCCUAGAGAUCGUAUCUACGGACUAUUGGGAAUCAUGACAGCUAUGUUCGGAACAGAUUUCCUGGAAGCCAGUUAUGAACGGACCCUCGUCGAUGUAUACACCGAUUUUACUCGCAGAUUUAUAACCACGACAGGCUCCCUAGUGAUUCUUAACCAGUCGGCACAUAUUUAUAAUUCAAUCACAGCGCUGCCAACAUGGGUUCCAGAUUGGUCAUCGCGGUUUGACCACGAGUCUGCAGUGCAAAGGAUUCCCUACCACGAGAAAUUCCACGCGUCUGGUAAACUCCUCGAAGGCAGAUAUCGACCUAGUCCUGGAUAUACCCUCUCUUCCAAAUUAAACCUUAGCGGCUUCCUCUUUGGGCAUGUGAGGGUGGUUGGCUCACAUUUUGAUUACACCACAGACCAGUACAGAUUAUUGAAAAACUGGGAAAAGUUACACUCAGGAGCCGCAGAGUCCUUCCGCCGCACAGUAACUCUUGACGACUCAAGGUUGGGUCAAACCGAUCUGGAUCAUGCUUAUUUACAAAUAUAUGAUUACAACCGUCUCCCCCUUGACGUCAAUUUGGAUAGACGUUUCUUCGUCAGUGACAGAGGAAUGCCUGGCGUCGGGCCAAUGGACACCCGAGAAGGAGAUCUCCUUGCAAUACUCGCUGGGGGCAAAGUGCCAUAUGUUCUGCGAAAGAGCCCCAACGCCACGACGUCUUCCCCAAAUGAGUUUACUUUUGUCGGUGAGAGCUAUGUUGACGGCGUCAUGUAUGGAGAGCUACUGGACUCGCAUGAUUUUGAAGACAUUGUCCUUGUAUGA
This is a messenger RNA of Exophiala spinifera, 1266 nucleotides long. RefSeq lists its product as uncharacterized. Lineage: Eukaryota; Fungi; Ascomycota; Eurotiomycetes; Chaetothyriales; Herpotrichiellaceae. The record is from RefSeq and is a predicted model, not a curated record. Bases 1 to 1266 code for a protein of 421 amino acids. The transcript has a single exon.